This is a messenger RNA of Manduca sexta (tobacco hornworm), 1542 nucleotides long. Its product is annotated as zinc finger protein 343-like. The coding region runs from base 1 to 1356 and encodes 451 amino acids. The record is from RefSeq and is a predicted model, not a curated record. Gene Ontology annotation, molecular function: DNA-binding transcription factor activity; RNA polymerase II cis-regulatory region sequence-specific DNA binding; zinc ion binding. Gene Ontology annotation, cellular component: nucleus. The transcript has 2 exons. Gene Ontology annotation, biological process: regulation of transcription by RNA polymerase II. Lineage: Eukaryota; Metazoa; Arthropoda; Insecta; Lepidoptera; Sphingidae.
AUGUGCGACAACAUCCAAAAUUGUUGCAGGAUAUGCCUGGCUGUUGAUGCAGACCGCGUCCCCAUAUUGGGAGAUCCCACAAUUUGUCUACAGUUGAAAUCUUGCCUUACAAUGUCUGUAUCAUCUUUAGACCAUCUUCCAAAGGAAAUUUGCAUGUCCUGCGUGUCGCAACUGAAUCAGUUCUAUAAAUUCCAAAUCAACGCUCGCUGCUCGCAGGACUGGCUUGAAUCAUCUUUGCAGGAAAUGUUAAAAAAGAAUUCGGAAACUAAAACUCCUAUACAACCUCUUCCGGACUCAGAAUAUAAUUCUGAUUCGCUGCUAGAGUUCUUGAAUAACACCGCUAAUAUCGAAGAAUACCUGAAUAACCUUGGCAGAGAAGAUAUACCUUCAAUAGUUAAUAUGUUGGACAGAAAUGAACAAGCUACAGAAGUUCCAAAGGUGACAAAUUUGAAAACAAUAAAAAAUUCGAGUCCCACAAAGGACAAGAUAAAAAGUUGUAAAAAAUUGAAAAUCGACAUACUUGACUCAGAUGUAGAUAUUGUAAAAGGUAUAAUACAGAAAGAAACAGACUCAAAAAUCAAAACUAAUAGCAAUAAAACUGACAAAAACUUCACAUGUUUUGCUUGUAAAACAAAGUUUGAAAACAUUCAAAAGUUAUCCCAGCAUUUGAGUGUAUGUGAUACUGCCUUACGUACUUGUAUGCAAUGUCAUGCACUCUUUGAUUCAAAGUUAAAACUCAAUCAACAUAUGUUGACACACACCACUUCCCUCUCAUGCAACUGUGGGGAACAGUUCUUAAAUAAACCCAGCCUUAUACAACACCGUAAAACCUGUCAGGGAGAUUUGUUAGCUGGUUUCAUAUUCCGCUGUAAAGAAUGUGGUGACAGUUUUAAAGACCGUUUUCAGUUAUACAGGCAUGCCAAAGACCAUUUAUUGAAGGUGCAGCACAGAAUUUGUGAUAUAUGUGGACACACCUUUGUAAGUGAAGAAACCUUACUGGAGCACAAAAAGGAAGAACAUGAGAAAUCAGUUAAUUCAAUGUACAGGUGCAAAGUAUGCAGUUACAUAUCUGCAGACCAUAAGGAGAUAUUUAUCCAUGUGAAAAAACACACCGAGCGUCCUGAACCACACCGCCAUCUUUGCGAAUCCUGUGGCAGGAGCUUCGCCACACGCGCGUCCCUCAUCCGCCACUCGCAGCAACACGAUCAAAAUAGAAUUAAAUGCCGAAUAUGUGGUGCAACCUUUAGUGGUGAAAGAGAGCUGGAGGUCCAUGUGCUGGAACACGUCGAGAUGGUCAUGUGUGAAAGAUGUGGUCAAACUGUGAUUAAUUAUAAGUUGAAUGAGCAUAGGUGUUAAUCCUAAUAUGAUCAAAUGCUUUUUUUUUAAUAAUAAACAACAGUUAAUAUCAUACGAUUUAUUAAAUCUAAAGAUUAUUACAAAUUAUUGUAUAACUACUGUAAGGCCGUCUAUUCCUUCUUCCUUUGGUAAAACGCAUAUAAAAUGAAAAUUUUUAAAUUCAAAUAAACAACCUUCGAUUCGAAA